GGCAAAUCACAACCGUUCAUCCGCCCCGACUCUUCCCACCUAUAAAAUGUACCUCCGUUACGCAUCUUGGUUUCCGAUCAUUCCACAAACAGAAAGCUAGGGUUUCGACUUCACCAUCGUUUCUCCGUUAACGCGUGAAUCUCUCUUGUAGCUGGAUAAAAGCAUCGCCAAAUCUAUUAGCCUCGAGGCUAAUUGUUCCUAAAUUCUCUUGAGCUUGUGCUUCGUUGAUUGGUCCGUGAGAAGACGAGCACAGCGGUACGGUCAUGGCGGGAGGCAAUUUCGUGCACCGAGUCAUGUCUUACGUCGUUAAUGAGCUCGUGGUUAAUGCGCUUGCAAACAGCCCGGCAUUCCAAAGAUUUGCAGUGAGAACUUCAAGGAGGAUGGAGGAUAUUUCAAGUAAAGCUGUUCAGAAGAGGCAGGAACUUAAUGAGCUGGUGAAAGAUUUGUCAAAGAAUUUUGAGAAUUUUAAAAACCAGUGAUGUAGUUGACAUGCUCCACAGCAACAGGCAGGCAGGAAGGGCGUUUGUAAGACAUCGUCGGCCUACUUUAAUCGUAAUAACAAUGUGUGGGUGUCUUGGGGGCUGAUAAUAUGGGAUUUUGGAAGAUGCAGACAUUUUGAGGUUACCGAACUGCUCUAAUGAGGGGUAUUGGUCAUUCUGGUUAAUUUUAUAGCAUGUGUAAAUGUGAUCAUCGUAAAGGUUGUGCUUUUGCCCGAUACUUGGGGCCUGUUUGACUAAGCAUUUUUUUAGAAAUUUUUAAACUGUUUAGUUUUUAAGUA
This is a messenger RNA of Diospyros lotus (date-plum), 778 nucleotides long. RefSeq lists its product as uncharacterized. The record is from RefSeq and is a predicted model, not a curated record. The transcript has 5 exons. The coding region runs from base 264 to 479 and encodes 71 amino acids. NCBI's taxonomy places the organism in Eukaryota, Viridiplantae, Streptophyta, Magnoliopsida, Ericales, Ebenaceae.